Molecule: messenger RNA, 234 nt
Organism: Rodentolepis nana
Lineage: Eukaryota; Metazoa; Platyhelminthes; Cestoda; Cyclophyllidea; Hymenolepididae
Source: the annotation of a GenBank genome assembly
GACUUGGAGAGUGCUGAUCGUUUCUCCUCUUCAGUGAAAAGAGCCUCAGAGUUACCCAAUGCUGACUGGAGACGUUUGACUUCAGCCACUAAUUCCUCAGAACGUGUUUCAGCUGCAGCAAGCUUAUCGAAGACGGCGUCGACAGAUACAGAGACACCAUUGACUUUCGAGGAAGGUGGAGGUUGUUGUUCCAACUCAUGCGUGAGUGUCUGGAGUUUCGAUUCAAGGUCGUAG